GGCGUGGGGAGCAUUGGCCUCUCAGCCUGCAAGACUGCCCCCUGCUCCGGCGUCGAUCCGCGCGGCUCCUGAGGCUUCAGCGGGGUGUGGCUUUCGGCCCGAGUUCUCACCGGUCCCUUCAUUUCCCACCCCGCGGCUGCAGCUUUCUGCUGUCCGGGCCGUCACCCAACUUCCAUCUCCCCACUCUGAACCGGCUGCCCCAGUAUCGGUUCCCCGGCCCGCUGUCCUCUGCCCUUCGUGCUCCGCGAAGUGUCUCUGUCUCUGAUCCUCGGCCCCAUGGCGCUGCAGGCGCUGCAGAGCUCGGGGGUGGCCUUCCGCAAGAUCCUGUCUCACUUCCCCGAGGAGCUGAGCCUGGCUUUCGCCUACGGCUCCGGGGUGUACCGCCAGGUGGGGCCCAGUUCAGACCAGAAGAAUGCCAUGCUAGACUUUGUUUUCACAGUAGAUGACCCUGUCACAUGGCACUCAAAGAACCUGAAAAAAAAUUGGAACCAUUACUCUUUCCUAAAAGUUUUGGGACCCAAGAUUAUCACCACUAUCCAGAAUAACUAUGGUGCUGGAGUCUACUAUAAUCCAUUGAUCAUGUGUGAUGGUAGGCUUAUCAAAUACGGGGUCAUUAGCACUAACAGUUUGAUUGAAGAUCUUCUCAACUGGAAUAACUUGUAUGUUGCUGGACGACUCCAAAAACCGGUAAAAAUCAUAGCAAUGAAUGAGAAUGUUGCUCUUAGGUCAGCCCUUGAUAAAAAUCUGAAGAGUGCUGUGACCACAGCCUUCCUCAUGCUCCCUGAAAGCUUUUCUGAAGAAGACCUCUUUAUAGAGAUUGCUGGACUCUCUUAUUCAGGUGACUUUCGGAUGGUGGUUGGAGAGGAUAAGACAAAAGUGUUGAAUAUUGUGAAGCCCAACAUAGCCCACUUUCGUGAGCUCUAUGGCAACAUACUACAGGAGAAUCCCCAAGUGGUGUAUAAGAUCCAGCACGGCAGAUUGGAGAUAGAUAAAAGCCCAGAAGGACAAUUCACUCAGCUAAUGACAUUGCCCAAAACCUUACAGCAACAAAUUAAUCAUAUUAUGGACCCUCCUGGAAAGAACAGAGAUGUGGAAGAAACUUUAUUGCAAGUUGCUCAUGAUCCUGACUGUGGAGAAGUGGUGCGACUAGGGCUUUCAGCAAUUGUGAGACCUUCUAGUAUGAAACAGAGCACCAAAGGCAUUUUCACUGCUGGUGUGAAGAAAACAGUGGUUUAUAGUUCACUAAAGCUGCACAAAAUGUGGAAAGGAUGGCUAAGGAAAACAUCCUGAUUUUGCUUGCUUUUAUAUGUGUUACGUAUAGAUUAAUAAAAUGAUCCUUUUUCACAGCA
This is a messenger RNA of Neogale vison (American mink), 1349 nucleotides long. RefSeq names its product TAM41 mitochondrial translocator assembly and maintenance homolog (gene TAMM41). Lineage: Eukaryota; Metazoa; Chordata; Mammalia; Carnivora; Mustelidae. Gene Ontology annotation, molecular function: phosphatidate cytidylyltransferase activity. The record is from RefSeq and is a predicted model, not a curated record. The transcript is spliced from 8 exons. Gene Ontology annotation, biological process: cardiolipin biosynthetic process; CDP-diacylglycerol biosynthetic process. Bases 277 to 1290 code for a protein of 337 amino acids. Gene Ontology annotation, cellular component: mitochondrion.